Wallemia ichthyophaga EXF-994 is the source of this 1038-nucleotide messenger RNA. Its product is annotated as Geranylgeranyl transferase type-1 subunit beta. NCBI's taxonomy places the organism in Eukaryota, Fungi, Basidiomycota, Wallemiomycetes, Wallemiales, Wallemiaceae. Gene Ontology annotation, molecular function: CAAX-protein geranylgeranyltransferase activity. Gene Ontology annotation, cellular component: CAAX-protein geranylgeranyltransferase complex. Gene Ontology annotation, biological process: protein geranylgeranylation. The transcript has a single exon. The record is from RefSeq and is a predicted model, not a curated record. Bases 1 to 1038 code for a protein of 345 amino acids.
AUGGUCGACGAGAGCAACGCGUUGAUAUCAAAAUUCUUACAUCGUCAUUUGAAUCUCCUGCCGAGCGCAUACGAAUCGAAUGACUCUGCUAGACUCACUUUGGCUUACUUUUUAAUCGAGGCGUUUGGGAUCAUCGGAGAAUGUUUACCCCAACAAUCCACGAUUUCUUAUAUUGAUUACAUUUACAAGUGUCAAUUGGAUUUCGGACUCGGUGGAGGCUUUAGAGGCAGCUUAUCUAUUAACAACCCACCUAUAUUCGACCCAUCAAACCUAACCAUGACUUACGCCGCUAUUCUCCUUUUAGGUUUGCUACGCGAUGACUUUACACGUCUAGACAAGCCAGGCAUUCUAAAAUCCAUCCGAGAUCGCAGACAUGCAGACGGCUCUUUCAGUCCCACUCCUACAAACUCUGAAUCUGAUAUCCGCUUAGUCUACUGCGCCUGUGCAACAAGCACUCUCAUUAAUGACUUCAGCGAGGUGCAUAUACCCACCACAAUUGCAUACAUACACGCAUGUCGCUCGUACGAUGGCUCCUAUGCUCAAAUGCCUAAUGGUGAAGGUCAAGGCGGCACUACAUACUGUGCAUUAGCCAGUCUCGAGAUGAUAUCGCAGCACUUAAACCAAUCGUCAACAUUACUAAAUGAAGAGGACGUCUCUUCCACCCUAAGAUGGUUAUCGCAGCGUCAAGUUGAUGGUUUUCAGGGUCGUACUAACAAAGAUAGCGAUGCAUGCUACUCGUUUUGGAUUAGAGGUGCUUUUAAUAGUCUCAAAGCCAUAUCCAGUCUACCACCGUCAUUCGACAUAUUCGAUGAUGCACAGGAUGGUAACUUCAUACUCAGCUGCUUACAUCCCCUCGGUGGUAUUGCAAAGUAUCCAGACGAGCUUCCAGAUGUGUUGCACAAUUGUCUCGGUCUUUCCGCGCUAUCAAUGGCUAGCAAUAGAGUGGAUCAAGCAAAGUCGUUGAAGAGAAUAAAUAGCACACUUAACGUGGAUAUCGAGACAUUAGAUCAUAUAAAGAGGAAGAUGAGUGUGAGAUGA